Naegleria lovaniensis is the source of this 1974-nucleotide messenger RNA. RefSeq lists its product as uncharacterized. The coding region runs from base 1 to 1974 and encodes 657 amino acids. The record is from RefSeq and is a predicted model, not a curated record. The transcript has 2 exons. Lineage: Eukaryota; Heterolobosea; Eutetramitea; Acrasida; Naegleriidae.
AUGAAUCCAGCUCAUACUCCUCUUGAAGUUCUUCUCCUCGGAAAUUCAUCGAUUUCCAACAGCACUACAACCACUCCUCCUCUCAACACGCCACACAGCAAUCCAACCUACCAAAAUGUGUUGCAGUGCUUGUCCUUGUUGUAUCCUUCCUCCUCGAGCUGUAACACUUCCAACAAUGUCAACCAAACAACUGCAACGACGUCAUUCCCCAAUAAUAACAACAACAAUAACUAUUCCAUACCACCAGUCAACAGCAACACAUCCACUUCUUCUUCUAAAACACCACAAUACACGAAUUUGGGUUCAGAUUUUUCCAAUUUAACAACUUCUUUCCAUUUUCCAAAUUCGUACACAAACCCCUCUUCUGUUCUCUCUCAUGAGUUGGUGACUAGUUUUGAUUCUCUCAGUCAUCAAAUUGUUGUACCCAAUAAUUCAUGCAUGAAUACAUCAACAUCUUCUGUCACUAUUGAAGAAGAAGUGAUUGAUGAAGACGGCACAAAGAGUUUUAGAAAACGAAAAACCUCUCCACUCAGUUUCGAAACUCAAUCUCUCUACGUCAAAACAGAAGGUCUCAAACAAUCCAAAAGUGUCAACAAGUUUAAGAGAGUAAAACUCUGUGACAAUGAUGAAUUAGAGAACGAAGAUAAAGAUGUAUCGAAAGAGCUCGAUCUUGCAGAGAACCAAUCUUCCAAUGAUCCAUUCAAUAGCUUCUUUGUCCUGCUCAAAAAUCAUUUAAAUUUUUGUGAACGAAUGAAUAAGAAUCUACUAAGAAGUACUGUUGUAUUUGAUUACACCCAUUCCACUUCGUUAUGCAAUGCUUCCAAUGUUGUCAGGGACAUGAAUUCCAUGUCUCCUCCAACCGAUUCUGACCUCACAUAUCCCUCAUCAGACUCUAUUCCUUUAGAAAAGUUGUGCUUAUUGUAUAGCAUGUAUUUGCACAUGUGUCAGAGAAAAGGUUUAACCUCAGAAGCAAAAAUCGCCUAUGAAAAAACAAGAGCGUUGCUCAAACAAGUAUUUGACAGAUACGACAAUUACCAUGUUGCCUUUACUUAUUGUAUUCUUUCGAUCUAUCAUUCAAGCGAGGGAGACGAUGAGACUGGCAAGUUUUAUUUGGACUUGGUUGACCAUUAUUUUACCUCUCAAAAUAAGAAUACAAGUGGAAAGACCACAAAUUCAUCAGUAAGCUCUCACGAGCAAGAAAUGAAUAAGCUCAUUCAAUAUUGGAUUCCAACAUCUGAGCUGGACAGAGAUUUCUUUUUGGGAAAAUUUAAACUUGCUGCUGAUAUCACCAAUGAGGCAGGUAAAUUAAGACGCUCAGUUGAACUGAGAAGGUUAAUCAAAAAGUAUUACAUUUAUGGAACAAACCAACCACAAGUCACUCAUCCAGAAUUCAAAAAUCUUCUAGAACAGAAGAUUGAUGGAACAACCUUUGAAGGUUUCUUGAAAAUGGUUGACUUUACACUGGAAAUGGCUACACUUUCCAGCAAAUCCUAUAACUUGGAUGUUGAACAACAAUUCAUUCUAAUCCAUGGAGGUAAAGGCUACAAACACACAGCAUAUGCGAUGAUUUUGCUAGAGUAUUUGGAUUUUCUGUCCAAACACGACUCAUCGUUUGAUAGUAGUUCCACAAUAACUCUCUCCUCUAUUAACAAUCAAGAUCCAAAUGUCAACAAUGUACUUUCAAGACUUUACAUAGAGGUUGACGCUUUUAUGAAAAUUAGUUAUGAAGAACCUGAAGCUUUGGGAGCCAUUAUUCCAGCGUAUUUUUCUUGCUUUUCCAUUGCUUGCCAACUUGAUUUGAACGGCCGUGACAUGACCCAAACAGAACAGCUUUCCAAAAUAUCAAGAGACCUUCAUGUCAUGCAGUACAUGUCGAAAAGAUAUAAGAAGGUUAAAAUUUUGUAUUCUUCUCUUAUGGAUGCUCUUGCUCUCAAAAAGGAAGAGCUUACAAAAGAAAUAAAUUCCUCGUCUUAG